Molecule: messenger RNA, 3862 nt
Organism: Macrosteles quadrilineatus (aster leafhopper)
Lineage: Eukaryota; Metazoa; Arthropoda; Insecta; Hemiptera; Cicadellidae
Product: SET domain-containing protein SmydA-8-like
Exons: 10
Coding region: 84-1688 (534 amino acids)
Molecular function (GO): protein binding
Source: RefSeq, a predicted model, not a curated record
AAUAGCGUGAGGUUGAGAGGUAGGAGGGGAGCGCGCAGUGGGAAUAGUGCUAUUGUGGGUGCAUCAGCUAUUUAUAUUGGAGGAUGGGAGGACAGAGUUGUGUGAUCUGCCAGAAGGACGCGAGUAAGCGAUGUGGAGGAUGUUGUCAGGUCUACUACUGCAACAAGGAACACCAGAAACUGGACUGGGCCAAACACAAACAUACAUGCAAUCCUUUCAAGGUUUGUGAGGACCCAGUGCUGGGACGACACCUAGUAGCUACUCGAGAUAUUGCCGUUGGGGAGGUCAUCCUCAAGGAGCCUCCACUACUGCAAGGACCAAGUCAGGUGACAGGUCCGGUGUGUCUGAGCUGUCUACAGGCUGUGUCACAACACAAUUCUGAGCCCUGCUCACAGUGUGGCUGGCCGUUGUGUCUCAAACCGAAAUGCAGAGAGUCCAAACAACACCUGCCCGAGUGUCGGUGGACCAUGGACAAGAGAAAGAAUCCAGUAAAGAUCUCGCAGUUCAUAACUCCACACCCGAGCUACGAGUGUAUCACGACCUUGCGACUGUGCUACGCCAAGCGACACAGCCCUGGACUGUGGGGCAGACUGUGCAAGCUGCAGUCGCACACAGAGGAGCGACGAGGCACACACAAGUACAAGGAAGACACCAGGACCGUCGCUCAGUUCCUCCGCAGGUUCUACAAGCUGGAGGACGAGUUUAGUGACGAGGACAUCAUGGAUAUCUGGGGAAUCAUACAAGUCAACGGCCACGAAGUACCUCUCACCCAGCCAGCCCACGUCGCUGUCUACGACCUCUCCUCCAUGUUGGAGCAUAGCUGUCACCCCAACUGUGCCAAGAGUUUCGCUAGUGAUGCUAGCCUCGUCCUCCGCGCCGUGGUCAAGGUGUCCGCCGGGCAACAUCUCUCCAUCUGCUACACAGACUGUCUCUGGGGCACGGUGAACCGACAGUACCACCUGCGGGACACAAAGUUCUUUACCUGUCAGUGCCCGAGGUGUCUCGACCCGACCGAGAUGGGCACUUACUUUAGCGCCAUUCUAUGCGAAAAAAGUGACUGCUCGGGUACUAUGCUACCAGCCAGUCUGUGCUCCUUGGUGGAGGCUACACCUUGGACCUGCGACUCGUGCGGUCAUGUCGUAUACGACUCCCAGGUCGAGGCUACGCUGCAACAGGCUGGCCAGGAACUUGCCACUCUGCAGUCCAAGAACCUCUCAGAGUCGACGAAGUUCCUGGAGAAAUGGAGGUCCAAGUUUCACCAGAACCACUUCUACCUGACCGAGGUGAGGCUGGCGAUCGCUGAGAGGAUGGGCCAAGAGACUCCGCAGGGUAUACGGGGUUUGUCUCCAGAAUGCCUCCAGUACAAGGUCAACCUUACAAGGGACUUGCUGGAGCUGCUGUCUCUCAUAGCACCAGGCGAGACCAGAGUGUUGGGGAUGCUCAAUUUCGGCCUCCACGCAUGUUUAGCUGAGCGUGCUCGUCGCGACCACCUUCAAGGCCACGACCAGUUCUACUCGGCUCUUAUGGAAUCUCUCGAGUGUCUGGACAAGACGAUAUUUUUCUUAGCGGUGGAGCCAGAGGUUUUGCCUGAAGGGAAAUUGUUGCUGCAGGCAAAACAGAAUAAAGCAGAACUACUAAAUACGCUACAAAACAUCCAAAUGUGCGCUAGUAUGGCAUCUCCCAUGUGACAGUAAACUAUGAAACAAACUGGCAAACAUCAAAUUAGGCAUUGUUUAGCAGUUGCUCUGUUUCCAUAUGCAGGGUAAACUGUGGAAUAUUCACCAGUCUUUGACAAUCACUCGAAAACAAACUACAGAUCAUCCAGCUGUACGAGAUGCGCCGCUCAUUCUGAGACAAUAACUCGAGAUCAAACUGCAGAUCACCCAGCUGUACGACAUGGGCCACUCAUUCUGUGACAAUCACUCGAGAACAAACUGCAGGUCAUCCAGCUGUACGACAUAUGCCACUCAUUCUGUGACAAUCACUCGAGAACAAUCUGCAGGUCACCCAGCUGUACGACAUGGGCCACUCAUUCUGUGACAAUCACUCGAGAACAAACUGCAGAUCACCCAGCUGUACGACAUGGGCCACUCAUUAUGUGACAAUCACUCGAGAACAAUCUGCAAGUCAUCCAGCUGUACGACAUGGGCCACUCAUUAUGUGACAAUCACUCGAGAACAAACUGCAGGUCAUCCAGCUGUACGACAUGGGCCACUCAUUAUGUGACAAUCACUCGAGAACAAUCUGCAGAUCACCCAGCUGUACGACAUGCCACUCAUUAUGUGACAAUCAUUCGAGAACAAACUGCAGAUCACCCAGCUGUACGACAUGGGCCACUCAUUAUGUGACAAUCACUCGAGAACAAACUGCAGAUCACCCAGCUGUACGACAUAUGCCACUCACUAUGUGACAAUAACUAGAGAACAAACUGCAGAUCACCCAGAUGUUAGAUCAUCUUCUGUAGUUGUCAACAGCGUUUAAAGAGAUUUCACUUGUUUCCUUUAACAGAUUUUCCGUCUGUAAAAAAUUUUAAUUUGUUGUCAUCAAUUUAAGGCAAACUAUAGAUACCAGUAUUCCUUUUUAGUGUAGACGGUAAUAAUUUUUUUAAGUGUGUGUUUUUUAAUACAUCCAAUUCAUAUUUUCUAGCGUUACCAUUUUUCUGUUUGAAAACAAUGUUUAUACAAGGUGCAUAUGUUGGGAUAUAAUUGACGUAGUGAUUCCUUGGGUCAAAAUAAAGAGAAAAUCAAGAAAAACAUUUUUCCAAAAUCCAGAUAACCAGAUAUUCACCAUUUUGUAUUUUUUACAUACACAUUUUUAUCUCUGGUUUUUUCAACCGAUCUUUAUGAAACUUGUUAUGUAUGUUAAGGUAGAAGAGGCCCAUGUAAGAAAAACAAUUCCUUUUGAUUCGAAUUAAAAUCUUAAAAUGGCGGCCUUUUAAACUUCAAUUACUCAAAAACGGCUGAUUUUAUGAAAAAAUGUCAUAAAGACUUUUAAAACUUUUAACUUCCUAUCAAACUGUACCAAGUGCAAAACAAUCGAAUAAGAAAUAGCUGAAAUAUUACGAUUUUUAGUAUUAAAAUGGUAAUAAAAGGCAGAAGCUCAGGUUUGCCCAUUUCACAACUAAAAAUCGAAUUAUUUAAGCUACAGUAUUUCUUAAUUGAUCUUUUUGCACUUGGAAAUUAAAAAUGCUAUAUACAAGUGUUCUUAGCAUUUUUUCAUAAAAUGAGCCCUUUUUUGGUAAUUUAAGUUUAAAAAACUAAAAUGGCCGCCAUUUUAAAAUUUUAAGUUGAAUUAAGAUGACAUUUUUUCUAACAUGGGUCUCUUUACUAACAUACAUACCAAGUUUCAUAAAGAUCGGUGAAAAAAAUCCAAAGAUAAAAUUUUUAUGUAAAAAAUAAAAAUUGCGGAUAUCUGGUUAACGAAGUGAUUUUGGGGAAAAUGUCAUUCUUGAUUUUCUCUUUGUUUUUACCCAAGGAAAACACGUGAAUUAUAUCCCCACCUUUUUUUAACACCCUUUAUACGUUUUUUUCAUACCUUAUCCAUCCUUUUUAUUUAUUUAAAGAAAAAAUCAAGUAAGGGAGCUACAACCUAAUACUAGUACUUAGAAUAAUACACAACACUUUAAACUUAAAUAUUCAUAGGCUGGAUGAAAUCCAACCAACAGUCCCUUCACAUGGUGCUAUAGGCAAUAUGGGCACAGCAUUCAUUUUGCGUUACAGAUACUGUAUUGCAUGCACAAAUUGGUUAUAAUCGCAUUAUGUUUUAUACUAAUGGCACGUUCCUAAUUACUUUUCAUGAGAAUUCUGCUUUCAUAUGGUGUGGUAUUGUAAUUUUUAACUAAAAUAAAUAAAACGAACUCAAU